Pyrus x bretschneideri (Chinese white pear) is the source of this 2357-nucleotide messenger RNA. RefSeq names its product fasciclin-like arabinogalactan protein 10. The coding region runs from base 32 to 2140 and encodes 702 amino acids. NCBI's taxonomy places the organism in Eukaryota, Viridiplantae, Streptophyta, Magnoliopsida, Rosales, Rosaceae. The record is from RefSeq and is a predicted model, not a curated record. The transcript has a single exon. Gene Ontology annotation, cellular component: plasma membrane.
AUCAACUAGUUCUCCAUCCCCUUCAUCAUCCAUGUUUAACAUCACCCAAAUUCUAAACAAGUACCCAGAAUUCAGUAUAUUCAACGACUACCUAACCCGAACACAAGUUUGUGACCAGAUCAAUGAACGCAGAACCCUUACGAUCCUCGUGCCCAAUAAUGAAGCCAUGUACUCUUUAGUAGGACAACCAAUGGACAUGAUCAGAAAGGUGCUAAGCACCCAAGUUGUACUGGACUACUAUACCAUCUCGAAGUUCCACAACUUGCCUGUUUCGCAGUCCACUCGAAUAAUCACACUGCUUGAAGCUUCUGAUAAACCAAGUGGCCAACAGGGUUUCAUGAAUGUCACAAAUGGAGAUACAAUCUCGAUUGUUUCAGCUGCUGGUUCUGACCAGGCAUCAAUAGUUCGAGAUAUUGCUUCUGAUGAAAAUUAUUAUAUAUCGGUGGUGCAAAUUAGCAAGGUAAUAAUGCCCUCAGGCUUUAUUUCACCAUCUUCAUCACCUUCUCCAUCAGUAUCUUCACCUUCUCCGUCAGUACCUUCACCUUCUCUGUCAGUACCUUCACCUUCUCCGUCCUCUCCUCCUUCAUCACCUACUUCAUCAACUCUCAAUAUUACCAAAAUUCUAAAUGACUAUCCAGAUUUCAGCCAAUUCAAUAGCUACCUGACCGACACCCAAGUUUGUGACCAGAUCAAUGUGCGCACAUCCAUCACAGUCUUUGUGGUCAACAACGCUGCCAUGUCCUAUUUAGUUGGAAAAUCAAACGAGGUUAAGAAAAGGUUAUUAAGCCUCCACGUUGUUAUGGACUACUAUACCUUUGAUAAGUUUAAAAGCUUCCCUAACUCCCAAACCACUCAAUUGACAACAUUACUCCAAGAUACUUUCCAAUCGAUUGGCUUUGAAGGUUUGUUGAAUGCCACAAAUGGGGACACAGUCUCGAUUGUUUCUGCUGCUGGUUCUGAGAAAGCAAAGGUUGUUAAAGAUAUAUUUACGGAGAACUUGAAACUAUCAGUCGUGCAAUUAAGCAAUCUAAUUGUUCCUGUAGACUUAAAUAGUUCACCUUCUCCGUCAGUACCAUCUCCAUCUCUUUCUCCGCCAGCACCAUCUUCAUCUCAUUUAUCUCCUUCUCCAUCAACCUCAGCACCAUCUCCUUCCCCUCUUCCUUCACCACCAUCAGGUCCUUUUGACAUCACCAAAAUUCUAAGCAACAACCUGGAUUUUAGCCUCUUUAGCACCUACUUGACUCAAACCCAAGUUGCUAACCAAGUCAAUGAACGCAAAACCAUGACAGUCUUCGUGGUCAACAAUGAUGCCAUGGCCUCUUUAGUCGACAAACCCAUGGAGAUCAAGAAAAAGGUAUUAAGCCUACAUGUUAUCAUGGACUACUACACCGUCCAAAGUUUCUACAAUUUACCUGCUUCACAGACAAUUCGAAUAAAAACACUGCUCCAAGUUAUUGACCGACCAAGUGGCCUACAAGGCUUGGUGAAUGUUACAAAUGGGGACACAAUCACAAUUGUUUCAACUGCUGGUUCUGACCAAGCAGUGGUUGUUCGAGAUGUUGCUAAUGAUGAACGUUCCUAUAUAUCAGUGGUGCAAAUUAGCAAUAUAAUACUCCCCUCAAGCUUUAUAGCACCAACCCCUUCGCCUUCUUCAACCCCAGGUAAGGCACGAUCUGCUGCACCAGUCCAGGCUCCAUCUGGCAGCCCUGUACCUGAGGCACCAAAGCAAGGCGAAGCUCCACCACCAUCAAAUGCAACAUCACCCGACACACCAAAGCAAGGGGAAGCUCCACGAGCAUCAAAUGCAACAGCACCCGUGGAACCAAAGCAAGGGGAAACUCCACCAGCAUCAAAUGCAACGGCACCCGGCGCACCAAAGCAAGGGGAAACGCCACCAUCUUCAAAUGCAACAACACCCAAAGCAGCAAAUCAAGGCGAAGCUCCAUCAACAAAUUCACCAGCAUCCGACGUACCAUCGAGUUUAGAUGUUGCACCCAGCUCAGAAAGUACUUUACAGGGUACAACAUCUGUUGCUCCUACCCCAUCUGGGAGUCCUGCAAGGUUUUCCGUUGACUGUGCUUCAUUUAUAACUACAAUUUUGGUAACUGUUUAUUCUCUAACUUGCAUUAGACUGACUUGAGUUGCAAGAAAAAUGUGGUUCAUGAUCUUAGAAUAAGGAAGAAGAAUCGCAUGGUAAAGCAAGCAGGUGAUUGAAAUUUGUUCUUGGUAGACAAACGAUACACAUAAGCUGCGAAAAAUGUGUGCAUCUUUCAGUUGUAUUGUGUUAAUUAGUUUCUAGUGUUGGAGUUAGUCAUUUUUGUAGUUGAUUGUAUCAAUUUUGGCAUUGUUUUGCAAGA